This is a messenger RNA of Batrachochytrium dendrobatidis JAM81, 228 nucleotides long. RefSeq lists its product as uncharacterized. The record is from RefSeq and is a predicted model, not a curated record. The transcript has a single exon. The coding region runs from base 1 to 228 and encodes 75 amino acids. Lineage: Eukaryota; Fungi; Chytridiomycota; Chytridiomycetes; Rhizophydiales.
AUGAAACUCGAUACAGCUAUUUUCAAGAUUGCGAUUUUGUCAUGGACAUUUGCCGAUGUUUCGAGUACUCCUGUUUUUGGUGCAGAUGCGAGCGAUUCUGAUCAAGUCUCGACAACUCUUGCCUCAUCAACUAGUCUUCCUACUCCUGAAUUUACUCAACAUUCCAGUAGCACUCAACCUCGUACUGAUCAAUACGGACAUGACGAGGACUACUAUAACGAUUGGUGA